GCCUUUCAUUUCUUUGAUUUAUAUCUGAUAGCUGUUCCUCAUCGUUUCUUCUAUUUAUAAAGCUCAUCUUGUAGGGAAGGGGAUCUUUCUGUUAUGUUAUAAAGCCCAAUGAUACAAUAACUCACCAGAGGAAAUCACAAAGCUCAAACAUCUGAUUUCAAUGCCCUUUCUGGAAAUCGUGGCCAGAGUUUUUUCUAGAACGAGAACAGUUAAAGUCCAAGCAUUGUGUUGUUAGAGAACAAGUUUGCAACCAUGCAGAGACUAGCAGAAGAAGGUCUAGUACUGCAGCUGGCAACGGGAUAACAUCCCAUGAGCAGCACUUCCUGUAAUUGCAUUUAUAUGGCUAGGAUCGUAUUGUACUACCUGGUAUGGUUCACAUCUCUUCAACCAAUCAUUGUUAACUUAAUCUCUAGAUUUGUUAUCAAGCAGAGGAGACAACAAAAGAGGAUGGACACUUAAUUGAGUCAUUUGCUUACCGUGGAUCUUUUAAGCUAGCUAUGGCAGAUGGGAUUAAGCGAUGCUGUAAUAUCUUCAUCUUCGUGUUUGCUUCAAAUGUUUGGGAAUUUUACUGCUCUCUACUGUUUGAGUCAGUUGCUUUCUACUCCUAAUUGAGUCAUUUUAAUCAUGUUUUGACCCAGAACUUAUGCUUUUUUAUCCAGAGCAAACUAUAAAAAUGAAAAUGAUCU
Rubroshorea leprosula is the source of this 686-nucleotide messenger RNA. NCBI's taxonomy places the organism in Eukaryota, Viridiplantae, Streptophyta, Magnoliopsida, Malvales, Dipterocarpaceae. The record is from the annotation of a GenBank genome assembly.